AUGAAGAUUGUAGAUUAUAUUGUUAUUUUUACAGAUCAAGCAUUAAAAGCAUAAUGGAAAAAAGAAAUAGCUAAUAACCACAAAGUUGAUCCUAUUUUAAUUGUUUAAGAUAAUAGUUAGUCUUUCAUUGAGAAUUGUAAUUUAUUAAAUAUUAUAAAGCCUAAACCUUAAUUGAAUAAGGAAAAUGGGAUGAUGCUAUAUAAUUAUGCGAUUAGGGAAUUAAAAAGUAUUAAAAUAAUAUGAACCUAUAUAAAAAUAAAGGUAAAUAAUUUUAUAAUUUUAGCAACUGCUUUACGAGAAAAAGGUUUAUUAAAACAAGCAAUUGAUAUUUGGGAUGAAGGAAUAUUGAAGAAUGAUUGGAAUAUGGAGUUUUACAAUGAAAAAGGUAAUUGAAUUUUUCUAUUAAUUUUAGCUAAGGAAUUAAGAAGACAAUCCAAUUUAAUAGGAGUACUUGAAUUUUGGAAUUAAUAAAUUUAAAAAGAACCAAAUAAUAUUUAGUUCUAUUAAAAGAAAGGUUUAUGAGAAAUAAUAAAAUUAGCUGAUUGUUUAAAAGAAUAAGAAAGUUUUGAAUAGAUAUUUGAAUUAUGGGAAGAAGGAAUCAAAUAUAAUAACAAUAACAUUAACUUUUAUAUUGAAAAAGGUAACAUAACAAUAGAAUAUCUUAAGCAAAGGUGUUAGAAUAAUAUAGUAGAUUUUCAGAGUGUCUAGAUAUGUGGGAUCAAAGUAUUAAGAUUAAAAUUAAUGAUAUCAACUUCUAUUAAUAAAAAUGUAUUUAAUAUUUUAAUUCAUGUAGCUAAAACUUUAGUUAGAAUUGGUAAACUAUAAGAGGCUAUAGAUUGUUGGGAUUAAGGAAUAGAAUAAAAUAAAAACAAUCAUUUGUUUUAUUAAGCAAAGGGUAAAUUUUAGUAGAUAUUAAAUUAUUUAGAGAGGGAAUUAAAACUAUAAGGAAAAUAUGAUGAAAUAAUUUAAUUUUGGGAUUAAAUGAUUUUACAGAACCCUUCCGAUAUAUAUUAUUAUGAAUAAAAAGGCAUAUAUAUAUAAUUAAAUGUAUAGCUAAAUGUUUAACAGAAUAAGAAAAAUAUGAAGAUGUUAUUAAAUUAUGGAACUUAGGAAUAACAAAUAAUAAAAAAAACAAAUUUUUUUAUCAAGAAUUGAGUAAAUAAUUUAUUUUAGUAUUCAAUUAGGUAAAGUAUUAAAACAUGAAGGUAAAAUAAAUGAAGUGUUAGAAUGUUGGGAAUUGGGAAUUUUAAACAAUGAUCAGAAUCUUUAUUUUUAUUAAGAAAAGGGUAAUUAAAUAUAAGAAUUAUUUUAAGCAAAUGCUCUAAAAGAUCUUAAUAAAUUUUAAGAAAUUUUUAAUUUUUGGUAAACUUUAAUAAAAAUUGAUCCUUAAAAUAGAACUUAUUAUGAAGAACUUAGUAUUUAACUUUUUAAUUCCUUUUAGCAAAGAUGUUAAAUGAAUUUGGAUAAAUGGGAUAAAUUAUAGAUGUUUGGAAAUAAGGAAUUUAGAAUAAUAUAAAUGAUAUUUAUUUUUAUGAGAAAACAAGUAAUAGAUAACUAUUUAAAUAUUUAGGUUAAACUUUAAUUGAAUAAGAGAGAUUCAAAGAAGUUAUUGAAUGUUGGACCAUAGGAGUAGAAAAUAAUAAAAAUAAUUCCAUCUUUUACUAAGAAAAAGGUUUAACUAUUUUCAAUUAUAUUUGAAGCCAAAGCUUUAUAUAAUCAAGGAUAAAUUAAUGAAGUAAUAGAAUGCUGGAAUGAAGGAAUUUAAAAUAAUAAACACAAUUAAUAUUAUUUAGAUCAAAAAAGUAAUUUAAAUUUACUACAUUUUUAGUUGAUUUUUUAAAAAAUUAGCAUAAAUUUUAGGAACUAAUAAUGUUUCUGGAUUAAUUGAUUAAUGAAAAUAAAUAUUAAAUAAAAUGGUAUGAAGAGAAAUGUAUUAUAUUUUAUUAAUUAAAGGCGAGGCAUUAACUCAUCUUCAACAGUUUAAUAAAGCUCUACGCUUUUAGAGAAUCAUAAUUCCAAAAUUAAAAAAUUUUAAUUAUUAUUGUAUAAAAAACGAUUUAUGA
This is a messenger RNA of Paramecium primaurelia, 2063 nucleotides long. The record is from the annotation of a GenBank genome assembly. Lineage: Eukaryota; Ciliophora; Oligohymenophorea; Peniculida; Parameciidae.